Messenger RNA from Solanum lycopersicum (tomato), 1587 nucleotides. RefSeq lists its product as uncharacterized. The record is from RefSeq and is a predicted model, not a curated record. Lineage: Eukaryota; Viridiplantae; Streptophyta; Magnoliopsida; Solanales; Solanaceae.
UCUCAUUCUUUGCCGACCAUGACCUCUUCUCUUAAUUCAUGUUAAUCUCAUCUUAAUUCAUCUUCUUCACAUCAUUAAUUAAUCCUAUGGAGAAAUUCAACCAAAUUAUACCAUGGAGCUCAGAGGAACUACUAGGUUUAGGUCAUGUUAAUAAGUUUUAUAGGUGUAGUUUUUGUAAAAGAGGUUUUUCAAAUGCACAAGCAUUAGGUGGACAUAUGAAUAUUCAUAGAAGAGAUAGAGCAAGGCUUAGAGAAUUUUCAAGUGAUCAAAAUUUGCUUUCUUUGGAUAUUAACAACUCCGUUUAUCCUCCUCCUCCUCCUGGAAAUGAUGACUUGUUGCAACGAGAUAAUGAGGGAAUAAUUAGUAGCCCCUCGAAAAGGCCAUGUGUUAUGGUGAGUUGUGAUCAUAACCCUCCUCAUCCUCCUCCUCCUCCUCUUGCUCUUCCUCAUGAUGUCUUGUUGCAACGAGAAGAAUCAUCAUAUGGUGAAAAAACUAUUAGUAGCCCCUCGAAAAGGUCAUGUGUUAAGGUGAGUUGUGAUCAUAAUCCUCCUCCUCUUAUUCCUCCACAUGAUGUCUUGUUGCAACAAGAAGAAUCAUCAUAUGGUGAAAAAACUAUUAGUAGGCCCUCGAAAAGGCCAUGUGUUAUGGUGAGUUGUGAUCAUAACCCUCCUCAUCCUCAUCCUCAUCCUCUUGCGCUUCCUCAUGAUGUCUCGUUGCAACGAGAAGAAUCAUCAUAUGGUGAAACAACUAUAAGUAGCUCCUCGAAAAGGCCAUGUUUUACAUAUGAUCAAGAAAAGGAUCAUUAUGAUCAUAAUCUUUCUCUUGUAAAUUGUGAUUUGUUCCAACGAGAGGUAUCAUCAAACGAUGAGACAAUAAUUAGUAGCUACUCGAAAAGGCUAUGUGUUACAUAUGAUGAAGAGAAUGAUCAUCUAAUUACAUCCAAGGUUAAUCAUUAUGAUCAUAAUCAAGAAGUGAUUAUUGGAGAUCAUUUGCAAUUACCUUUAUUUAAAGAGACUCCAUUAGUUAAAGAAGCAAGCAAUUGUAUGGAAAAUGGGAAAUUAGAAAACAAGGGCAUGGAGCAAAAUCAUGUGUCAAUAUUGGAUCUUGAGCUUCGGUUAGGGAUGGACUCGACAGACACAGAUCCACGAUUUGAACUUCAUAAGUUAUGAAUUUUAAGUUCAUGUGAUCUAAGUUUACAUAUUCAACGAAUUUCUCAACAAAUAUACACAGCUUUGACUUCAGGUUAAAGUAUUGAGUUACAUCGAAUCGAGAGUUAUAAUUUAUUAUAAGAUGUUGAUCAAGUAUACUUUCUAGAAUCCAUCAAAGAGGUACUUUUCUUUACUCAUCCUUACAACUUCCCUCUUUUUAAUUUAUUUUAUUUUCAAUAUGUAAUUUUUAUUUAAGCUAAAUGAUCAAAAUCAACAAAAACAUAUUUUAUUUUGUUAUUUUUCUCUCUUUUCCUAAACCUUAAACAUUUGGUAAGUAAGCAUACUUGUAUUCCUAUACUAAAAAAGAUGUUUAAUUCAUGUUAUAUAUUUUGGAUCACAAAUAGUUUUCUUGAAGUUUAGGUGUACUAACUCUAAUGCU